UCUCUUAGUUUUCUUCUGAAAGGGGGUAAGAAACGAACAAGUUUCUUAAUUAUUUUGAAAAUAAUUAUUGAAUAUAUUGGAUGAAAAUUCAUUAUACUAGAUAUGAUUCAAUACAACAUCCACUGAACAUGUAGUUCUUGCCGUGUUCAUUCGUUGGUAACCAUUAUACUCCCCGGAGAAAAUCAAUAUUUUGGAGUUGUGCAGUUUGAGUGAACCAAGUUAUCGUUCUAUAUUCAACACAGACCAUAUGUUUACAAAAUACGACAAAGGGCAAAAGCGCAUCUAGUGAAAACUACAAAAAAAUCAUUCUUUUUUAACUAGUCCAUACUGGUGAACAAAAAACAGGCUGUGAUAUUGAAAGUUUUAUAUAAAUAUUACUAAUUCAGUUGAAACUGUUUCACUAUUUUAUUAGCCCCAAUGAAGAUUUCAUCGUAUCCAGGAAUGAGCUUGAGAGGUGAAGUCAGAGAGAGUAUUUCUCUGGACGAAGACGAUUUGAGUGAUGUUGAAGAUGAAGUAUUCAUUCGAGAUGGUAAAAAUGGAUACAAGUUGGCAGAAGAACUCAAUGUUAAAAGACCCUUGAUGGCUCCUAGGAGAAAACUUGGAAAAUCCGAAAUUGGAACAAGGCAAACUGGUAAACAGCCUUGUAGAGUCUUCUAUAAGCCGUGCUGUUAUGGAUUAGCAGCUCUGACUGUCAUGAUCGGGCUAAUCAUUUUGGUUGUUGUGCUUGUUUCAAUCUACCCGUUGCCUUUGGAUUGGUUGAGAGACUGGGUAAUCAAAAAAUCUCUGACGGAGGAACCAAAACUAACUUUACUGCCUUGUGAUGAUUUGAUUGUAACUGACAUUUGGUCGGUGAAUUUACCAAAACUCACUACGGAUUCGGCAAUACGUACCUUAGACGUGAAUGACGAUGGCAUAGAAGACAUUUUAUUUGGUUUCGGAACUGGUGACAAUUAUGAUAAACUGCCCGCUGAUACAUUUUGCCCGAUAUUUAUGGGAGUCCCUCCACCUUGCGAAGGAGGAGUUCUAGCUCUGAAUGGCACAAAUGGCGAGAUACUCUGGAGAGUUUGGUUCAACGACACCAUUUACAGUUUACAAUGUUCAGCAGAUGUCAAUGGAGAUCACUUAGAAGACUGUCUAGCCGUUGGAGAAAAAGGGACGUUAACUAUGCUCAAUGCUCGAAAUGGAUCCAAGAUAUGGCAGUAUAAUACAAACAGGAUGAAUAUCUUUGUGGCAAAUUUCAUUCCAGAUCAAGAUAACGAUAACGUUUCUGAUGUGUUAGCGUCACAAUCUUCACUUGGGGAUGGUGGAACAGGCACCGGUAAUCUUGUGUUAUUUUCGGGCAAGAACGGACAAGAGCUGAAACGAUUCAAGAUUCCUGGUGACGCGCAAACCUUCUAUAUGCCUCAAAUCCUUACUAAAAAUUAUACGAACUCGUAUGUAAUUUUUGGAACGGGUUCGCCAUCCUCUGGUGGUAAUCUGAGUGUGAAUACGGUUGAUGGGAUUACUUCUGGAAAGUUGACUAGUGAAUCGAAAACGAUAUAUGAGGAUAAAUUCAUAGGUAUGAUGACUCAAUCCGUUCUCGUGGACAUUACUGGUGACGGUAUUCCCGACAUAAUAACGGCCAUGCCCAAUUCAAGCUUAGUUGCAAUCGAUGGAGGGACGUUUCAACAAAUUUGGAAUUACACAAUUCCAGUAUCCGAAACUAAUAUCAGCCCGACACCGGCCUUCUUUAACAACGAUAAUGUUACAGAUUUUCUUAUCGUUUAUCAGAAGUAUGACCAAAUUUUCAACUACAAUUAUACACAGACAUUCAUUGUUGAUGGAAUAACUGGAAAAUCUAUUUACAAUCCCAUAGCAGGAAGCGUAUCAACACAAAUGAGUGGCUUAUUGCUGAGUUUUGAGUCUCACGGAUAUGAUAUGUAUCUAUUUUGGACCUCCGAAUGUGAAAAUGUGGAUACUCUCAGGAAAGUCGAUCUUCUCGAAAGUAAACAUGCUGAUGAGCACGACGAAUGCCGAAGCCAAUUCAACACUACAAGAAUUCUGAAAUUACACGCUCUUAAUCAAUUUCAGGAGCCUCCAGGAUUCACUGUUUAUAAUUCAGCCGAAAGAAAGAAUCUUGAAUUCACAGAAAUGAAAACUCCUACGAAGCAAUUGAAAGAAUAUUACAAGGCGCAUCCCAAAAUCAACAUACAAUCACUUGGUCAGAGCGAAGUUGACGAAAACUACAACGUUGAUCCAAGUCCUCCGAAAAUUAGAAAAUAUGGAACAUCGAGUUUCAGACACAAAGAUCACAAUGGAGGUUUGAUUGAAAGUUAUAUGACUGUACCUGAAAACCACCACUCUGAAGAUCGAACUCCACAAAUGACUGAGCCAGACUAUGAAUGGGUUCAGAAUCAGCAGGAGCCGCUGUUGAAUAACAUGGAAAAAAUGGAACCAAAUUUCGAUGAUUACCAAAUCGAUGAUACUGUACCUUAUAAUCAAAAACAUUUACUGAUUAAAGAAAAUCUGGAAAACUCCAACAGAGAUCCCAGAAGCAAAGAACGUAAGACGAAUAAUCACACAUCAAAAAGUAUAUCCAAAACAAGAAAAAAAGAUCUGUUCGGUGAAAAAAACGGCAUUUACGACUAUCGAAACGUUCGAUUAUCCAGAAAUAGGCUACUACGUGAUGUAGACUACAUUCCUACUGAUAUAUUCAAAGACACGUUUAUUAAAAAUGAGGAAAUGCGUCUCAGAAAAUCCAAAUUUGAACAGAGGGAUGUCAACACACACACUGAUAAGAUAAAAGAAAAGGAAGAAAUACGGAAAAUCAUAGAUAAAGAAUUGGAAGAGUCGAAGAAGUCUCCUACGACUUUGUGGGAUCUGGAAUCGGAGAAGGAGAUGGAAGACUGGGUGGACGGAAAUUACAGGGGGAAAAGGGAUAUCAACUAUGCUUCUUCCAUUAUUUCUAAAAUAACUUCAGUUGGUGCUAUAGUCGAUUCCAUCAACAUGACUAACGGUAGCAAUUCAAUAGAUAUAGUGUUCAUCAAGUACUGGAUACCAACGCACAUAGGACAUCAAGAAAUGUUGAAACGAGAUAUCAAAGAUUGUAUUGAUGAUAAAAUUAAGGAAAAUUCUGAAGAUACUGCUGUUCACAAAUAUCAAAAGACUAUAAGCGCAGAACAGAGGAUUUUAUUCGAGAAAGAGUGUCUCGAAGAACAAGAGAGUCUGAAAAUAGGAUUAGACUACUUCCAACAACUCUACAAACUUAGACUGGGACAAAUGACUGUUUAUAGGUUAAGAUUAGAAUGCAAGUGUAUGAGUGAAAGAAAAAAUGCUAGAUGUGCUGAAUUUUUACCCAAAGAUAAACAAAAUUGGCCUAGCUAUUUGGGAAGGUUUGGAGACGGGGUUUUUCCGACACAAGGCUACAGCAGGAGAUAAGAUAUACAAUAUGAAAGCAAAAUAUUACAGGCUUCCAGAAAAUUUUUCAAAUAAAUGCAAUAUCAUCUUCUAAAACCUGAAUUGAGGUUUUCAGAAAUGUAUUUUAUAACCGAUGCGACCCCAUUGUGGGACAAUUGACGUAUAAUAGACCCCUCAUAUAUCUUUUUCAAUAUAGGAACGUUCAACAUUUUCAUUUAACCUAAUCGUGGCAUCUGAGUGAUGACACAAUUCAAAAUGGUUAAUAAUUUUGAGCAACAGUUGUUAAAAAUGUGGAGUGGACGUUUUUUAAUGAAUAUUUAGAGAUUCGUUUCAAACAAAUCUGUCACAACAAUAUUGAGUAUAGUAUACAUCUUAUCAAUUCUUUCUUAUUAUAUGCAAAUAUUUUUGAUUAUGAAAACUAAACAAUAUCUGUUGUGAAUGGAAAGAGGUAUAUUCUUAAGAGAGAUUAGUUUUUGGGAAGGAAAGGUUUUGAAGAAAGAUCCGCACAUUUUUUUCUAUAAAGAUGGAGAAGUAGGAAGCUAAAACCUUUCUUUCCCAAUAAUCUGUUAUGAUUGCUCCACUAGAUGAACUACACUUAUGGAAAAAACUCUCCAAAACCCUUUAAUCAAAUGAAUAUAAACUGCAGCUAUUUGGAUUCAACUUAAAUCGUUACUUUUGAACAACACCGAUAUUAGAGCGUAUAUCUCUUUUCUCUAUACCAAAACUUAUUUCAUACGUGUCAAAUCGGAACCGAAUGAAAAUUGCUGUAAUGAGAUUUGUAGGUUUACCAUAUUGAAGUAAUUUGAAAAAGGCUAUCACUAAUCAUAGCGAUUCUAUAUAAAAUUAAAUUUCAUAUUCAACUGAAUUAUUCAAGUCUUACUUUUCGAUCAUUCAUUCAACAUUACAAUAUUUGAUUAGCAUGUGUGCUUCAACUACAACUUUGAUGAUAACAAAAUAGAGCCCAAUAAUCUAUUAAAAACGAGUGUCAAAUCUGUAUUUUUCAGAAAAUAUAUAUUUUACAAAUGAAAUGAAAACUUCUCUCAAUGAUAACGCAUUAAAAUUGAUAUUGUAGAAUUAUUAAUAGUACUUAUUAAUGUCUAUCGAGUUAUGAGAGCGAAAUUUCUAUAAAAAAACAACAGACAUUUUUGGUGCGUACAAGAAAGAUCAAAUUCAUUCCAUUAAAGCUUGGAUAAUCUUAGAUACAUUUCAAUUGUUAUAUUAUUUAUUUAUAUUAUAAUUGAAAUUCAGAUUGAAAACUGUUAUUUCUUAAUUAAUUAUCAUUCUGGUAUAUAAAUUUCAAUCUCAAUCCCUUCGCCCUUUAGAACUUGAAAGAUUCACAGUAAUAAAUCGAUUACUAUAUUUUUAUAAUGAACACAAAAAUAGUUCAGAAUUUAAAAUCAAGGGAAAAAAGGUGUCGGUAUAUAUACUUCUUCAUCUUUAUCGAAUAAGAUGUAGAAAUCUUCCAAAGAAAGACAGAAAGCAAUCAAUUUCAAAUUAA
Molecule: messenger RNA, 4894 nt
Organism: Leptinotarsa decemlineata (Colorado potato beetle)
Lineage: Eukaryota; Metazoa; Arthropoda; Insecta; Coleoptera; Chrysomelidae
Molecular function (GO): protein binding
Source: RefSeq, a predicted model, not a curated record